Messenger RNA from Chlorella variabilis, 1830 nucleotides. RefSeq lists its product as hypothetical. Gene Ontology annotation, biological process: proteolysis. Gene Ontology annotation, cellular component: chloroplast thylakoid. Gene Ontology annotation, molecular function: ATP hydrolysis activity; ATP binding; ATP-dependent peptidase activity. The record is from RefSeq and is a predicted model, not a curated record. The transcript has 13 exons. Bases 1 to 1830 code for a protein of 609 amino acids. Lineage: Eukaryota; Viridiplantae; Chlorophyta; Trebouxiophyceae; Chlorellales; Chlorellaceae.
AUGGCCCCAUCGAGCCUGAUCACGCUCAACUGGUGGCAUCCGAACCCCCCCCAGCUGACGGGCGGGCUGCCCUGGUGCGCCGCCCGCAGCAGCGGCAGGCAGGCGGCGGUACGUCGACGGCGGCUGGCGGCUGGCGGCAGCAACGGCAGCGGGCCCCCCGCCAGCAGCAGCAGCAGCAGCGGCAGCAGCAACGGCAGCGGCAGCGGAGAGCCGCCAGCUGCCGAGGACGCAGCCGACAGCCAGCCCAGCAGCAGCGGCGGCGGCAGCAGCAGCAGCAGCAGCAGCAACUUGUUAGAGCCGCCGUCGGGCGGCAGCAGCCCGCAGGGCGGCCAGCGCGCUCCCCAGGGGCUGGUAGGCCGCCUGCGCCAGGCGCUGUCGGCGCUUGCCUCCCUGCGCAACCCGCUGGCCUUCCGCCGCCUGCUGACCAUCGCCUUCAUGUUCAGCGUCGGCUCCCUCAUGUCCUUUGCCUCGUCCCGCGGCCGCUGCCCGGGGCCGCAAGAGCUCAUGUACUCAGAGUUCCUGUCCCUGGUGCACAGCGGCAACGUGCGGGCGUGCCGCUUCGAGGAGAGCAGCGCGCGCAUCACGUUCGACCUGCGCCCGCACACCAGCCAGGUGGCGGCGGCGGCGCCGCGCGAGGCGCCGGUGGAGGUGCCGGUGCCAGACGGCAGCGGCGGCGCGGCCGCCUCGGCGGUGGUGACCGUGCGCGGGCACGGCCCGCAGCCGCGCCAGUUCUACACCAAGCGCCUGGCCGCCGACACCAGCCUCAUCCCCACGCUGAUGGCGGCGGGGGUGGAGUUUGGUGUGCUCAAGCAGAGCUUUGUGACGGUGCUUGUCAGGGUGUUUGCCAGCGCGCUGCUGCUGUGGAUCCCGCUGCUGCCGCUCAUCUUCAUCGUGCGCCAGUUCCUGCGCAGCCAGGCGGGCACCAGCAAGAAGCGCAAGCCCGCCAGCAGCGGCGGCAGCGAGGUGCCCGCCACCACGUUUGCUGAUGUGGCGGGGAUGGAUGCGGCCAAGCGGGAGCUGGCAGAGGUGGUGGCCUGCCUCAAGAACAGCUCCAAGUUUGCCCGCAUGGGGGCACAGAUGCCAAGCGGGGUGCUGCUGUCGGGACCGCCCGGCACCGGCAAGACGCUGCUGGCACGCGCGGUGGCGGGCGAGGCGGGCGUCCCCUUCUUCGCAGUCUCCGCCUCGGAGUUUGUGGAGCUGUUUGUGGGGCGGGGCGCGGCGCGCAUCAGGGAGCUGUUUGGGGAGGCCCGCAAGAAAGCGCCCUGCGUUGUGUUCAUCGACGAGCUGGAUGCGGUGGGUGGAAAGCGCGGCAUCGGGCUCAACGAGGAGCGCGACCAGACGCUCAACCAGCUGCUCACCGAGCUGGACGGGUUUGAGGCGCGGCCCGGCGUGCUGCUGCUGGCCGCCACCAACCGGCCCGAUGUGCUGGACGCGGCCCUCAUGAGGCCGGGGCGGCUGUCGCGCAAGGUGGUGGUGCCCCUGCCUGAUGAGGAGGCGCGCGCCGCCAUCCUGGCGGUGCACCUGCGCCGCGUGCCGCUGCGCAGCCAGCACGAGCGGGAGCUGGCGUGCGAGGCGGUGGCCAAGAUCACUGCGGGCUUCAGCGGCGCCGAGCUGGCCAACGUGGUGAACGAGGCCGCCUUCCUGGCGGCGCGCACCGCAGGCGACUCUGUGGGGCUGCCGGAGCUGGUGGAGGCGGUGCAGCGCACCAGGUAUGGUGUGAACGGCGGCGCGGGCGUCAUGGGCCUGGGCCUGCAGCAGCGCCUCCGCGGCUGGCUGGUGGACGCGAUGAGCAGCGGCAAGGCGGUGCGCUCGCAGCCCUAUGGCAGCUGA